Messenger RNA from Solanum verrucosum, 435 nucleotides. RefSeq names its product B3 domain-containing protein REM5-like. Lineage: Eukaryota; Viridiplantae; Streptophyta; Magnoliopsida; Solanales; Solanaceae. The coding region runs from base 1 to 435 and encodes 144 amino acids. Gene Ontology annotation, molecular function: DNA binding. The record is from RefSeq and is a predicted model, not a curated record. The transcript has 2 exons.
AUGAAAAUCCCUCCAAAAAAACCUCAUUUUUUCAAACCUAUUCAACCAGGUUUCAAGAAUGGUGUUAAAAUUCCUAUAGGUUUCUUGAAGUAUCUGAAGGGAUAUGAUCAGUAUGAACAUGCAAUACUUAGAAGGGUUGGUAAGAAUUGUCUAGUGAAGCUAAAUAAACAUCGAUUCGAAGAGGGAUGGGAAAAAUUUGUAGAGGAUCAUGAUGUGCAAUUGGGAGAUAUGUUGGUGUUUAGACAUGAAGGAAAUAUGGAAUUUGAGGUUUCCAUCUUUGAUUCAACUUAUUGUGACCGAGAAUAUGCAGAGUGUACGCAAAUACAAGAACAGGACGAGGAUGAGGACGAGGACGAGGUACAAGAAGAAGGAGAUACUUCAAAGAAAUUUGAAUUCAAUGGUAACCUCUUUAGAGUCUAUUUGUUUAUAGUUUGA